AUGGUCACCUGCUCACUGCAAGUCGUUCAGAGAAAUUGGCGCCAAUCUUGUUCCCGAGCAGAAACAAUGUUGAUUCCUAUCUAUCUAUCUAUCUAUCUAUCUAUCUAUCUCUUGAGCUGUUCAAUCUAUCUAUCUAGUUGUUCAAUCUAUCUAUCUAUCUAUCUUCUCAUUCUCGUGCAAACGGGAGUUGUUGAUUUUCUUUCUGUCUUUCUUUUGCUUUCUUUUCGUUCUUUUUUUUUCUUCGUUUCUUUAAGGAUUUUUAUUCCAAUGGUUGACUUUCAUUCAUCCUUUCUUUUAUUUAAAAUUGUCUUUUUCUUCUUUAAUUUUUCUUCUCAUUCGACAUUUUUUGUUUUUAUUUUUUUUAUUCUUUCUUUAUUUAGCUUUCUUUCUUUUAUCUCCCAUUCGUUUAUUUAUUCUUUCUUUCUUUCACCUUAUUUUCGUUAUUUUUUCUUCGUUUCUUUCAGAUGCACAGAAAAGAAAGACGCACAGAAAAGAAAGCCGUUCAGAAAAGAAAAACGCGUAGAAAAGAAAGCCGUUCAGAAAAGAAAGACGCACAGAAAGGAAAACCGUUCAGAAAAGAAAGACGCACAGAAAAGAAAGCCGUUCAGAAAAGAAAGCCGUUCAGAAAAGAAAGCCGUUCAGAAAAGAAAGACGCAUAGAAAAGAAUGCCGUUCAGAAAAAAAAAGACGCACAGAAAAGAAAGCCGUUCAGAAAAGAAAGCCGUUCAGAAAAGAAAGCCGCUAUCUCUUUUUUUCCUUUUCUUUUCCCCCUUCCUUUUCGUCUUUGUUUUAUUUAUUUACUUUUAACCAGCAUGUCCAUAACUUUCUUUUACAAAAAGUUUUUCAUCUUUCUUUCUAUUUCGUUCUCCUUUGUUCAAUUUUCUUUUUCUUCGACUCAUAUUUUUUAAUUGCCAUUCUUUCUUUCUUUCUCUCAUUGUUUCUUUCAUUUUUCUUUCUUGAACUCAUGCUUUUUCAUUUUCAUUCGUUCUUUCUUUAUCUUUUUCUUUCUUUCUUCGUUUCUUAUACACACAUUUUUCCUCUCCAUUCUUUUUUCUUUCUUUCUUUCUUUCUUUCUUUCCUACAUUUUACAUUCCGAUUCCGUCUUUCUUUCUUUCUUUCUUUCUUUCUUUCUUUCAUCUACUCAUGCUUUUUUAUUCCUAUUCUUUCUUUCUUUCUUUCUUUCUUUCUUUCUUUCAUCUACUCAUGCUUUUUUAUUCCCAUUCUUUCUUUCUUUCUUUCUUUCUUUCUUUCUUUCUUUCUUUCUUUCUUUCAUUUUACAUUCCGAUUCCGUCUUUCUUUCUUCUACACAUGUUUUUCAUUUCCCUUCUUUUUUUUUCUUUCUUUCUUUCUUUCUUUCUUUCUUUCUUUCUUUCUUUCUUUGUACAGACAUUCAUCUAAGACCCUCUUUCUUUCUUUCUUUCUUUCUUUCUUUCUUUCUUUCUUUCUUCCAUCCUUCCUUCCUUUUCUACUUCAUUUUUCUCUUUCUUUCUUUUUUCUUUUUUCUUUCUUUCUUUCAUCUACUCAUGGUAUUUUUAUUAUUAAUCUUUUUCGUUCUUUCUUUUUCUUUCUUUCUUUUAUCUUUCUUUUUUUUUCUUUCAUUUUUUCUUUCUUUCUUUCUUUAAUCUACUCAUGCUUUUUCAUUCCCAUUCUUUCUGUCUUUCUCUUUCUUUCUUUUUCAAUCAUUCUUCUACACAUGCCUUUUCAUUCCCAUUCUUUCUUUCUUUCUUUCUUUCUUUCUUUCUUUCUUUCUUUCUUUCUACACAUCUCGCUAGUUCUUUCUUUCUUCCUUCCUUUCUUUUGUACACUUUCUUUCUUUCUUUCUUUCUUUCUUCCUUUCUUUUGUACACUUUCUUUCUUUCUUUCUUUCUUUCUUUCUUUCUUUCUUUCUUUCUUUCUUUCCUUUAACCUUUCUUAUUUAACGUUCUUUUGUCUGUAUCCCUUUUCUUCCCUUUUAAUAAUUGUUUCUAUUUCUUUCUUUCUUUCUUUCUUUCUUUCUUUCUUUCUUUCUUUCUUUCUUUCUUUCUGUUUUCCUUCCUUCCUACUUAGCUACAUUUGCAAUCUUUCUUUCUUUCUUUUUUUCGUACUAUCUAAUUCGUUGUUUGUACUUUUUCUUUUUUUUUUUUCUUUUUUUCUUUCUUUUGCUCUUUCGUUUUUUCUUUCUUUCUUUCUUUCUUUCUUUCUUUCGUCUGAAACUUAUCAACUUAUUGCCCUUCACUUCUUUCUUUCUUUCUUUCUUUCUUUCUUUCUUUCUUUCUUUCUUUCAUACAUUUGCAAUCUUUCUUUCUUUCUUUCCUUCUUUCUUUCUUUCUUUCUUACAUUUGCAAUCUUUCUUUCGUUCUUUCUUUCCUACAAUUGCAUCUUUCUUUCUUUCUUUCUUUCUUUCUUUCUUUCUUUCUUUCUUUCUUUCGUACAUUUGCAAUCUUUCUUUCUUUCUUUCUUUCGUACAUUUGCAAUCUUUCUUUCUUUCUUUCUUUCUUUCUUUCUUUUCUUUCUUUCGUACAUUUUCAAUCUUUCUUUCUUUCUUUUUAAUUCCUCCAUUUCUCGCAUACUGAUUACAUUUCCGAUUUUUUUCUUUAUUUUCCUGAUAACUCAGAUUUGGACAAGCUGCUUGAACGUUAGCGGCCCCGGAUACCGGCAAUCGUUCCAAAUUUAUUCCGUUUCCAUUUUAUUUCAUCCCGCUCCCCACACGAUUCCAGAUAUCGUAAAUUAUCUAUCUAUCUAUCUAUCUAUCUAUCUAUCUAUCUAUCUGCCCACUUUCUAUCUAUUUACCAAAAUCUGUUCAUUUUUUCCACCCUCUCUCGCUUUUUCUAUCUAUCUAUCUAUCUAUCUAUCUAUCUAUCUAUCUAUCUAUCUAUCUAUCUAUCUCAUUCAGCUCAUCUCUUUUCUGUUCAUCUUCCCUCUCUCUCUCUCUCUCUCUUUAUCUAAAUUUAAUCAUAUCUAUCUAUCUAUCUAUCUAUCUAUCUAUCUAUCUAUCUAUCUAUCUAUCUAUCUCUCGUUCAGCUCAUAUCUCUUAAUCCCUAUCUAUCUAUCUAUCUAUCUAUCUAUCUAUCUAUCUAUCAAAUUUUACUCAUAUUCAAGCUUAAUCUCACUCUCUCUCUCUCUCUCUCUCUCUCUCUGUCCAUUGUCUAUUUAUUUAUCAAUCUUUGUUCAUUUUCCCUCUCUCUCUUUUUAA
Messenger RNA from Acanthosepion pharaonis, 3171 nucleotides. NCBI's taxonomy places the organism in Eukaryota, Metazoa, Mollusca, Cephalopoda, Sepiida, Sepiidae. The record is from the annotation of a GenBank genome assembly.